Messenger RNA from Cornus florida, 964 nucleotides. RefSeq names its product protein LURP-one-related 15-like. The coding region runs from base 161 to 775 and encodes 204 amino acids. Lineage: Eukaryota; Viridiplantae; Streptophyta; Magnoliopsida; Cornales; Cornaceae. The transcript is spliced from 3 exons. The record is from RefSeq and is a predicted model, not a curated record.
CUAUUGUUAUCAAUCAAUUAAUUGCCAAUUUUCCUAGCAACUUGCUACGCACACAGACCAUGAUUUUUUAUAAGAACUUGAGGCGAAAUCACCCAAGACUAAGACUAAAAACACAAGUCCUUAAUUAGCUCGAGAUCUCUCUUUUUGUGUUUGUGUGAUCAUGGCACAACCAAGCUAUGCACCACUAGCCAACCCUAUAUCGAUCAUAGGCCCUCAGUUUUGCGUUCCUAACCCUGUUGAUCUUGCAAUUGUUAGAAAAAUGUUGGCCAUAACCGAUGGUAACUUCGUCGUUACAGAUCUUAAUGACAACUUAAUGUUCAAACUAAAAGAAAAAAUAAUGGCCAUUCACGACCGUCUUGUCCUACUUGAUGCUGCUGGAAAACCUAUUGUCACUCUGCAAGAGAAGAUAUGGACUGCACACAGCAGAUGGCAAGUUUUUAGGGGAGAUAGCAAAGACCCUGCAGAUCUGCUCUUUAGUGCUAAGACAUCUUCAAUCAUUCAACUUAAAACGAAAUUAAAUGUAUACUUAGCUAAUAACACAGCAGAGGAGGUAUGUGAUUUCAAGGUUGAGGGCAGUUGGUUUGAGAGAUCUUGUGUUAUUUACGCUGGAGAAUCUACCAAUAUUAUCGCCCAAAUGCACAAGAAACACACAGUUGAGAGUGUCUUGCUUGGAAAGGACAAGUUUAUGGUGACUGUGUAUCCUAACGUGGAUUAUGCCUUCAUAGUUGCUCUUAUCGUGAUCCUUGAUGAUAUCAACAAAGCGGGUGAGAGUUGAUUUUUAAUAAGUCAUCACCCACUAGGGUUUCUAGCUCUACUGUAUUCUCAUAUAUAUAUAUAUAUAUAUAUAUAUAUAUAUAUAUAGUUUGUAAUUCCCUAAAAUUCCCAUCUAGAAGAUCAUAAUGGGAAUGCUUUGUAUGAUUGCGUAAAUAAAAAUACAUGCAUACCGUGUUGUAUUCCAUUUUUA